GCAACUUUUAGUUAUGGAUGAAGGAGGUAUGACUUACUUUUGACAGACGAAGGGUCUCAUAGACCUGCUACUUGUGAACUCCAUGCUCGAUGAUUGAGGAUUUCUGCUCCAUCGAAUUUUGACUAAUGUGUUUUAGCUUAUUGUUGAUUGUUUUAGACUUGGAAGAAGUGGUAUUCUAUUUUGUCGCUCCCCGUCUCCCGUUUUUAAUCUAUUGCCUUAUAAUCUUGUUUCUGAAAAUCCGUGAUUAAUCCACUUCGAUAAACGCGACUUUCAGACGAGGAUUAGGAUAAUGAGUCGCUUUCACGUCUGUGCUGUUGCUUGCCGGGGGCGCUGGGUGAUCGUGAAUGAAAACAUUGGGACAUAGAUGCUGACCACUCGAAUACAUCCGAUCUUCAUCAAAUACUCACACGCCGUACUAUCCGUCCUUUCAUCAACCGAUGUUGAGUUUUCGUCUGCUGCUCAGGUGGUUCUGGAGCUACAAGUUGAAGUUUUUGACAGAAUUACGAGAAUCAGAAUGCAAAAUCCUUUUUGCAUAUAGUAAUGCUAAAGAAUUCUCAUGAACGUGAUUUCUUCCUGGUCCUGCGUGUAAAUACGAAGAUAAUGAUCGGUGUCUUGGUUCAGUGAUCAUUUUCAAAGACUAUUCCUAUUGCAUAAUUGAAUGAUUGUCGUUCUUGCGACCUUUUGGAAAAUGUUAUAUCUACUGCAUGUGGACGACUAUAUUCUCAAUUGAUUAAUUAGCGCGCGGUCUGGUUAUGAUAGUACUACUAGCAAAGCUGUACCUUGUCCUUGUUAAUCAACAGUCAAAAAUCUAGUAAACCUCUCGCAAUUAUUUGGUGGUAUGCUGUCUGCACUGAACUUUGUGCGAGAUUAAUUCUAUUGCAAUUGCAUUGCAGUUUGUUGAAUUGAUGGCGUAUUCGACGCGGCAGAAAAUUUUAGUUUUUAUUUGGAACAAAGUCCAUUAUAGGAGCAAAUUCUCGUUCGUGAUGCGCGUCUCAAUUUUCCAGCUUGUAGUGAGAGCUCAGCUUGUCACUGCUUGUUACUGCGCGGUCAUCCUCCUCGUCAUCAGGCGGAUAGCAAUGAUAAUUGCAUGAGGGAAAUUGAUUGUAUUUGCAUGAGGACAGCAAUUAUCAUCCUGGGAUCUGCAAAGAUAACAGGUUACGGCAUUCAUAUUUUCCACCUUAACGCGCUGUUUAUGAGGCCUUACGCAGGUUCCUCUCUACAGAGUGCUUGCAUGCGUGGGAGUCCGCGUGUCCAAGCAAUAACAUGAACAAGUAUGAUGAACAAGUGAUGGCGAACUGGUCUGCGUUCUAGUGGUGCUGCAAGAAAAUGCUAAUCCAUUUGUCAGAUGGAAGAGAAAGUGUCGACACCCUACUUUGCUCUUCAUAAUGAUGUUGACUCUGACAUCAACAACAGGGAAGCAAUGCUAGUCGAAGCAUGUUGUAAUCGCCUCUGCAAGCAGUUCAGAUGAACUACUACAAGAAUACGAGUAGCAUGUUGCAGCGGUUUUUAUAAAUCAACAGGUUGCUCACAUCGUUGUGAAAUUUUGAAAUAGAGACACACAAUUACAAUUUGCGAAAACUGAACUGGGCGUGUACUCCACGAGGAUCGGAAGACAUGAAUCAUUGUCCACGACUGACUGCAAAUUAUAACCCAUCCAGCUGC
Molecule: messenger RNA, 1662 nt
Organism: Amoebophrya sp. A25
Lineage: Eukaryota; Dinophyceae; Syndiniales; Amoebophryaceae
Source: the annotation of a GenBank genome assembly